AAAAGAAUAAAAAAACUCGUUAGUAAGGUUUAAAGUGCAAAGAGUGUGUCAAGUGGAGUGUGGAGUAAAUUACACAUUAAAGAUCGAAGAGCAAAAACAUUAAACAUUGUGUUAUAAACAAAAGGCGUUAAAAAAGUAAACAACCUUGAAAUGGCGCAGUGUGACGUCAAGGACGAGGCCAAGGCAAUAACCCUCAAAACGUAUGCCUAUGACUUGCUUCGACAUGGCAUUGUUGAAUCCAUUGCGUUGCCUGAGAUAUCUUUAACUUCUGAUGCGGAUUCGAAUGCAUCCUACGAAACACAGUUAACACGUGGUGACUUUACUUAUUAUCAUUAUGGGUGCGAUGGCGUUCACGACAAUGGCUGGGGAUGUGCCUAUCGAACAUUGCAGUCAAUGGCAUCAUGGAUUUUGCAUAAGCGUCAGUGGCAUUCUCAGCUUAACAUACCCUCAUUGCUGGAAAUUCAACAGACUUUAGUUCGUAUUGAGGAUAAGUCACCACGUUUUGUGGGCUCUCGCGAUUGGAUUGGAGCUUUAGAGGUCUUCUAUACGGUAGACACACUCUACGAUGUGCCUUGUAAAAUUGUACAUGUCACAAAGAAUGAUGAUUUGAGCAAACAUGUAGCGGAAUUGUUGAAAUAUUUUCGUGAUUAUGGAGGUUUUGUUAUGAUGGGAGGCGAUAUGGAUGCGGCAUCAAAAGGAAUAGCGGGUAUUCACAGCAAUGGCAAGGACUCAUAUCUAUUGGUUGUGGAUCCCCAUUAUUCUGGAGGGCCGGUAUCCAUUGAAGAUCUCAUUAGCAAAGGCUAUAUACGGUGGCAAAAUACUAAAGAAUUUGUCGAUAGUUCCUUUUAUAAUUUGUGUCUACCAUAUCUAAAAUAAAAUCGAUAAACAUUUGAACUGACAACCACACUCACCUACACACACACACAUUUUCUUAAAAGGGGGUGACUGUUAACUCAAAUUCACCUUAGUAGGGGUCUGUAAGAACUCUGCUCAUAUUUGAAACAUUUGUACUAUAGACCACGCACUAGUAAAUUUGUAUGCUAUUCU
Molecule: messenger RNA, 1047 nt
Organism: Stomoxys calcitrans (stable fly)
Lineage: Eukaryota; Metazoa; Arthropoda; Insecta; Diptera; Muscidae
Gene: Ufsp1
Product: probable Ufm1-specific protease 1
Exons: 2
Coding region: 151-876 (241 amino acids)
Source: RefSeq, a predicted model, not a curated record